AUGUUUCCUAAACUCGCACUCUACGCUUUCGCACUCAUCUCUGUGGUACACGGUCAGCUCGUAGGCACGUACCAGUCCGAAACGCACCCCUCUCUGAGCUGGCAAAAGUGCACGAAGAGCGGCUGCACUAACACUGCUGGCAGCGUCGUCCUCGACGCUAAUUGGCGCUGGGUCCACACCAAAAGCGGGUACACCAAUUGCUACACAGGAAACACCUGGGAUAGCAGCCUCUGCUCUGAUAACAAAAGCUGCGCUGCUAAUUGCGCCCUCGAUGGCGCCGACUAUUUUGGAACAUAUGGGAUCACGACAAGCGGCAAUGCUUUGACUCUGAAGUUCAUCACCAACAACAGCAACGGCAAGAACAUAGGAUCCCGAGUGUACCUUAUGGCCAGCGACACCAAAUACCAGAUGUUCAAACUUCUUAACCAAGAGUUCACUUUCGACGUCGAUCUCUCCAAGUUGCCCUGUGGCCUGAACGGAGCUCUCUAUUUCUCGGCUAUGGACGAAGACGGUGGAAUGGCAAGAUUCUCCACCAACAAGGCUGGCGCCAAGUACGGCACUGGAUAUUGCGAUUCGCAGUGCCCAAGAGACAUCAAGUUCAUCAACGGAGAGGCCAACGCGGAAGGAUGGAAGCCAUCUGCUAACGAUGCCAACGCCGGAACGGGCAACUAUGGCUCCUGCUGCAACGAGAUGGACGUCUGGGAAGCCAACUCCAUUUCUGCUGCGUACACCCCUCACCCAUGCGACGGGACACAGUCUUCGCGCUGCAGCGGCAGUGCCUGUGGCGGAGAAUCCGACCGAUACGGCAGCAUCUGCGAUCCCGAUGGCUGCGAUUUCAAUUCUUUCCGUAUGGGCGACAAGUCCUUCUACGGUCCAGGGCUCAAGGUCAACACCAACUCCAAGUUCACCGUAGUCACGCAGUUCAUCACCGACUCCGGAACCGCUUCUGGAACGCUGAAAGAGAUUCGCCGCCUGUACGUCCAGAACGGCAAGAUCAUCCAGAACUCCAAAGUCAACGUACCAGGAAUGUCGUCGAGCUACGAUUCCAUCACCCAACAGUUCUGCAAUGACGCCAAGGCCGCGUUCGGCGAUACCGACAGCUUCAGCAAGCACGGUGGUAUGGCGGGCAUCUCCAAGUCGAUGGCCAACGGCAUGGUCCUCGUACUCAGUGUUUGGGAUGACCACACCGCCAACAUGCUCUGGCUUGACAGCAACUAUCCUACCGAUGCCGACGCAUCGAAGCCAGGUAUUGCUCGUGGCACAUGCUCGACCUCUUCCGGAAAGCCGACCGACGUUGAAUCUUCUGCGGCCAGCGCCCAGGUCAUCUACUCCAACAUCAAAUUUGGCGAUAUUGGAACGACCUAUUCAGGUACGGCUUAA
Messenger RNA from Psilocybe cubensis, 1380 nucleotides. RefSeq lists its product as uncharacterized. Gene Ontology annotation, molecular function: hydrolase activity, hydrolyzing O-glycosyl compounds. The transcript is spliced from 2 exons. Lineage: Eukaryota; Fungi; Basidiomycota; Agaricomycetes; Agaricales; Agrocybaceae. The record is from RefSeq and is a predicted model, not a curated record. Gene Ontology annotation, biological process: carbohydrate metabolic process. Bases 1 to 1380 code for a protein of 459 amino acids.